Messenger RNA from Alternaria rosae, 1620 nucleotides. Its product is annotated as amino acid permease-like protein. Gene Ontology annotation, biological process: amino acid transmembrane transport. Lineage: Eukaryota; Fungi; Ascomycota; Dothideomycetes; Pleosporales; Pleosporaceae. Gene Ontology annotation, cellular component: membrane. The transcript is spliced from 2 exons. The record is from RefSeq and is a predicted model, not a curated record. Gene Ontology annotation, molecular function: amino acid transmembrane transporter activity. The coding region runs from base 1 to 1620 and encodes 539 amino acids.
AUGUUGGACCAAAUCCACGACAUCGAAAGCUCACCGCACAUCGACCACCAUGGCUCCGACGACGGCAAACCCAUCCUCGAACCGCAACUCAAUGUCGGUGGGCAUGGUGCUACGCAGCGGCGGCUUAAGAACUAUCAUGUCACCAUGAUAGGAUUUUGUUCAGGGAUCGGGACAGGGUUAUUCAUCGGAACAGGAUCUGCGUAUGCGAGUGCUGGGCCUGCGGGCUUGUUGCUUGCAUAUCUGGUUGUGGGGAGUGUGCUUUGGUGUGUUAUGCAGAGUAUUGCGGAGUUAGCUACAGUGGUUUGUAACUCUUUGGCGUUUCUGUUCGAGGGGGAGUUGCUUACUAUGAUACAGAUUCCCACUGCUGGGUCGUUCCCGCAUUUUGCGAGCCGUUUUAUUGAUCCAGCUGUUGGUUUUUCUCUGGCUAUCAGCUAUGGGUAUUGUUAUACUAUAUCCAUUGCAGCUGAAUGCUCGGCAUCCGCGAUCCUAGUGGGCUAUUGGACUGACAUGUCGCCUGCCGUUGUCAUUUCCAUCAGUCUGGUUCUCAUCCUGGCUACCAACUUGCUGAGCGUACGUUGGUUCGGCGAAUCCGAAGUCAUCGCUGGUGCGAUCAAGAUUGCAUGCUUCCUCGGUCUCGUCCUGGUUUCGAUCGUCAUUACGUCUGGAGGAGCGCCAAACGGUGAGACCAUUGGCUUCCGCUAUUGGAAUAACCCAGGCGCAUGGGUGGACUACAACGGCAUCUCGGGACCAACAGGCCACUUCCUGGGAUUCCUCGCCUCAUUUGUCAACGCAGCUUUCUCCUUCAUCGGUGUUGAGGUGGUUGUUAUCACCGCUGCCGAGAGUAUCAACCCGCACUCGGCCAUACCCAAGUCGGCCAAACGGGUUACAUUCCGCAUCGCUCUCUUCUACAUUCUGGGCGCUCUUCUCAUUGGAAUCAUUGUCGACCCUAGGAACCCCGGUCUCGUGUCAGGCACUGGAAACGCCAACUCCUCGCCAUGGGUUAUUGCCAUCAAACAAGCUGGCAUAAGCGUCCUUCCUUCGAUCGUCAACGCUUGCAUUCUCAUCUCUGCCUGGUCGGCAGGAAACUCAUACUGCUGGGUCGGAUCUCGGAUCAUCGUCGCCAUGACCACGGAUCGCCAGCUUCCCCAAAUCUUUGGUCGUACAUGGAAGAACGGAGUACCAUACUACGCGGUCCUUGCGUCUUGGCUCUUCGGGCCUCUCGCAUAUCUCAGCCUGGGCGAGGGAGGCGCAGCGCAAGCUUUUGGAUGGCUAGUGAGUCUCAGCACUGUCGCAGGCUUGAUCGCCUGGGCAACAUUAUGUUUCUGUUUCAUUCGCUUCCACGCUGCUAUGAAAGCGCAAGGACUCAGCCGGGAUAGCUUACCUUGGAAGAGCCCCUUCCAACCUUUUACCGCGUGGUACGGUUUCAUCGGAUCUACUAUCAUUACGUUGAUCACUGGAUUCCCUGUCUUCUUGAAGGGAAACUGGAGCACGGGCGACUUCAUCGCCUCAUAUAUUGGCAUACCGCUUUUCAUCGUGCCGAUCAUCAUCUGGAAGUUGGUGCAUAAGACCAAAUUUGCUCGUGCUAACAUCAUCGAUCUCCAUUCCGGACGUCUUCGGUGA